Ictidomys tridecemlineatus (thirteen-lined ground squirrel) is the source of this 6402-nucleotide messenger RNA. The record is from RefSeq and is a predicted model, not a curated record. NCBI's taxonomy places the organism in Eukaryota, Metazoa, Chordata, Mammalia, Rodentia, Sciuridae.
CUUAUUAUUAUGUGGUUAAAUUCAGUCUUUAUUUUGCAUCUUAAUAGAAAGCUUUCUCUAUACCCAGGUUACAGAGGCAUUCACCCAUGUUUUGUAUAGCUUUUUUAUUUAGAGCUAUGUUCCAUUUGGAGUUUAUUCCUAUGUAUGUUAUGAAGAAUGGAUCUAAUAUCUUUUUCCAGAUGGCUUUGUAGUUGUUAAAACAUAAAAGAUGGAUUUUACCUAGUAAUUUGAGAUACCAUCUUUACCAUUGAUUUCUAUGUGUAGUUGGGGAAGUUUCUGAACUUUCUUCUAUUUAUGUACCAGUACCACACUAUUUUAAUUAUAGAAGCUUUAUAGUAUAUUUUAAUAUCUAGUAUGACUUGUACCCCCUUAGCCUUUUUGUUCUUUUUUAACCUUAAUAAUUUUUUGUGGAUUUUUUCUUUUGUAUUUUUUAAAGGAGAAAUUUGGCUUUAUUACUAUAGAAGCAUAAACAUUUUUCUGUCCUGGAGAGUAUAAGUGGAAGGGCCAAAGUUGAAAAGGAAAUGAGUGGACCAGGGACCUGAUAUGUAUGGGAACAGCAUUCUGAGCACAGAUGUAUUGCAGCUAAUGGUUCUGGAAUUAUGCCCAAAUAGUAGCCCUCACACUUUAAGUGACAUGGACCAAAGUAAUAAAAGGAAGCAGGGAAGUAAGCCAUGCCACCAUUCCUCAGUGACCUCAGUUGAUUCUUACUUAGUAUUUAAUAUUACAUAAUAUUUAAUUACAUAAUAGUCAUUUUGUGAUAUUCUCUCAGCUGAAAUACCUUUUGAUUUAAUGUCUACUGAAUGAUUGUCUUCCUAGUGAUCUCCUGAGUUCCUAACUGCUUCUCCUGUUUUGUAAAAUUUAAAAAAAAAUUUUGAGAUGUCGAUGGACCUUUAUUUUAUUCGUUUAUUUUAUAUGUAGCAUUGAGAAUUGAGCCCAGUGCCUCACACAUGCUAGGCAAGUGCUGUACCACUGAGCCACAACCCUAGCCUCCCUAUUUUGUAAAUUUUAAUUUGGAGUCUUUUCUAUCCAUAAGUUAGAUCAUGACUGUUUCUUUUACUUUUUCUUUCUUUUAAACGGGGUUUUGCUGUGUUACUGAGGCUGGCCUCAAAUUUGCAAUCUUCUCUCCUCAUCCUCCUGAGUAGGGAUUACAGACGUGCCACUGCCCAGCUUGACUGUAAUUCUUUAUUCAUAUGUACUCUAAAAUAUAUAUUUUACCUUCCUUUUAUUGCUCCUGUUUCCUCCUAACAUUUACUUAUAGAGUUUUCAUAGUACGAUUAUCCAAAUUUCAAAGUAAUUAUCCAAGAAUCUGAUAUGCCUUCAGGAUAAGAGGAGAAAAUUCAAAAUUAAUUAAGUCUAAUCGCAAAUGGCUCAUUGUCUAAGGUUUAGGAGUAACUAGUUUAGAAUAAUUAGAAUAGUAUCUUUUCUUAGUAUUUUAGUAGAUAGGUACGAAUGGAGAACAAAUGAUACGUAGUAUGACUUCAAGGGAAUAAAGAUCUUAGAAUCUGUUUUUGGAAUUUUACCUUUUCUGAGUCAUGUGCUUUAUCACUCAGGUUUAAACCUCAAUCCAAUAACUGGACUUCAUUUUAAUAGUCCAACAAAUAAUUAUAACAUAUAGCACUCACCAAAAAACAGGCACAAUUCUCUGUGCUUUUACACAUAUUAUCAUUUAAUAUUUACAACAACUCCAUUGCCUUCAUUUUACACAGGAGCAAACUGCUGUAUAAGGAGAUUAAAUAACUUUCUCAGGGGCAUACAGCUGGGUAUUUGAACUUAGGAAGUAUUCUAUUAAUUCUUUGGUUACCAAAAGGAAUUGGUUCCAGGACACCCCCACAUACACACAGAGACACCAAAAUCUGCUGUAGAUGUUAAAGUCUUUAUAUAAAAUGGUAUAGUGUUUGCAUAUAACCAACACACAUCCUCUUGUGUACUUUAAGUCAUCCUUUGAUUAUUUGUGAUAACUAUAACACUGUAAAUGUUAUAUAAAUCUUUCUCAUUCUGCAUUUUUUAGGGAAUAAUGGCAAGAAAAAAGUCUGUACAUAUUCCAUGUGGAUGAAAUUUUGUUUUUCUGUAUAGUUUUAAUUCAUUAUUGGCUGAAUUUGCAGAUGCAGAAUCUGCAGAUAUGGUGAGCCAACUGUAUUUUCUUUGCUCAUUGGUUCAUGGUUUUGCAUCUAAUCUUUGAUUUGCCCAAUAGUUAGCCUGUUUAUAAGUAGGAACAUGUUCUUCCAUGUAGAGUUCUUCCCUAAUCACUUUCCAGGGCCAGUGUUUUCCUUGGAGGGAAAGUCCAGAAGGCCAAAUCAACUUCAGGCAGCUGCAGGUUGUUUUCUUUCUAAUCUCUGCAGUGAUCAUCCUCAUGAUUUCAUAACCACAACCACCUCCUUGAUACCCUACACAGUGUCACAUUUGAAGACGGGCACUGAGGAUGAGGAAUCAACUGAAAAAUAUGAAAAUGUUGGAAAUGCAGAAGCUAAGUGGCCAAAAAUGGAAGUUCUUCACAAGGAUCAUAUGCAGGAAUCUAUUGAUAAAACUCAUGAUUGGGAUAGCAAAAUAGGGAAUCAACUGGAAAAGCCUGAGUGGAAAAGAAUGAAGGAAGACAAAAGUGGCAUCAGGGAGAAGAUUGACAAAAACAAGAACACAACAAAUAUAAAAACAGAACGAGAUGAGGCAUCUGAGAAAAGCUUACAUCUGAGCUCAAAGCAUAUUACACAUCAGACUGUCCCUAUAGAACAGAAAAGCAGUGAACAAGGUAAAUGUAUUGAGAGCAUUAAUGGAAACUCUCAUGCCAGCUUACAGCAGAAUACCAUUGCUCUUAAGAAAUCACAUAAAUGUGAUGAGUGUGGGAAGUCCUUCAAAUAUAAUUCCCGCCUUGUUCAACAUAAAAUUAUGCACACAGGGGAAAAACGCUAUGAGUGUGAUGACUGUGGAGGAACUUUCCGGAGCAGCUCCAGCCUUCGAGUCCAUAAACGGAUCCAUACUGGGGAGAAACCGUACAAGUGUGAUGAAUGUGGGAAAGCCUACAUGUCCUAUUCCAGCCUUAUAAACCAUAAAAGUACCCAUUCUGGGGAGAAGAACUGUAAGUGUGAUGAAUGUGGAAAGUCCUUCAAUUAUAGCUCUGUUUUGGACCAGCAUAAAAGGAUUCAUACUGGGGAGAAGCCCUAUGAAUGUGGUGAGUGUGGGAAGGCCUUCAGGAAUAGUUCUGGUCUCAGAGUCCACAAAAGGAUCCACACAGGGGAGAAGCCCUAUGAAUGUGACAUCUGUGGAAAGACCUUUAGUAAUAGCUCUGGCCUGAGGGUCCACAAAAGAAUCCAUACAGGUGAGAAACCUUAUGAAUGUGAUGAGUGUGGGAAGGCCUUCAUUACUUGCAGAACACUCCUAAAUCAUAAAAGUAUUCACUUUGGAGAUAAACCCUACAAAUGUGACGAGUGUGAGAAAUCUUUUAAUUAUAGCUCUCUCCUUAUUCAACAUAAAGUCAUCCACACUGGAGAGAAACCUUAUGAAUGUGAUGAAUGUGGAAAGGCCUUCAGGAACAGCUCAGGCCUUAUAGUUCAUAAAAGGAUCCACACAGGAGAGAAACCUUACAAGUGUGAUGUCUGUGGCAAAGCAUUCAGCUAUAGCUCUGGCCUUGCAGUUCAUAAAAGCAUUCACCCAGGAAAAAAAGCUCAUGAAUGUAAGGAGUGUGGCAAGUCCUUUAGUUAUAACUCACUUCUUCUUCAACAUAAGACUAUUCAUACUGGAGAGAGACCUUAUGUAUGUGAUGUGUGUGGGAAAACUUUCAGAAACAAUUCAGGCCUCAAGGUCCACAGGCGACUUCAUACUGGAGAAAAACCAUAUAAGUGUGAUGUGUGUGGGAAAGCUUAUAUCUCACGCUCUAGCCUUAAAAAUCACAAAGGAAUUCAUCUAGGGGAGAAACCUUAUAAAUGUACCUAUUGUGAGAAGUCCUUCAACUAUAGCUCUGCACUUGAACAGCAUAAAAGGAUUCAUACAAGGGAGAAGCCCUUUGGGUGUGAUGAGUGUGGCAAAGCCUUCAGAAACAAUUCAGGCCUUAAAGUACAUAAACGAAUCCACACUGGGGAGAGACCUUACAAAUGUGAAGAAUGUGGGAAAGCCUACAUCUCACUUUCAAGCCUUAUAAAUCAUAAAAGUGUACACCCUGGGGAAAAGCCCUUUAAGUGUGAUGAGUGUGAGAAAGCCUUCAUCACAUACCGAACUCUCAUAAACCACAAAAAAAUUCAUCUUGGGGAGAAGCCCUAUAAAUGUGAUGUAUGCGAGAAAUCUUUUAACUACACCUCACUCCUUUCUCAACACAAAAGAGUCCACACUAGAGAGAAACCCUAUGAAUGUGACAGGUGUGAAAAGGUCUUCAGAAACAACUCAAGCCUUAAAGUUCAUAAAAGAAUACAUACUGGGGAGAAACCCUAUGAAUGUGAUGUGUGUGGAAAAGCCUACAUCUCACACUCAAGCCUUAUUAACCAUAAAAGUACCCAUCCUGGUAAGACCCCCUAUACAUGUGAUGAAUGCGGAAAAGCUUUUUUCUCUAACAGAACACUUAUAAGCCAUAAAAGAGUCCAUCUUGGAGAGAAACCCUUCAAAUGUGUCGAGUGUGGGAAAUCUUUCAGUUACAGCUCACUCCUUUCUCAACACAAGAGGAUCCACACAGGGGAAAAACCCUAUGUAUGUGAUAGGUGUGGGAAGGCAUUCAGGAACAGCUCAGGCCUCACGGUGCAUAGAAGGAUCCACACAGUUAAAGGAGAUAAUGAAGACAAGAGCAUGAAAACAGGAAACAACACAGUAGAGAAGAUCAGCAAAGUCAGCUCCUAUAGGAAAAAGAGACUCAGUGCUUGGAGAAGGCACUGUCAUUGGGAAAUAGUGACCAAACUCCAGAGUCUGCUGAGAAAUGAUGAGGCCCCAGCAUUUAAGUGCCAUCUUAAAAAUGUUGAGAUUCAACUUAGCAUGCUGUCCUGUCACUGGAAUUCCUAGACUUAGCAAAACAAAAACAAAAAUCAGGAUGCCCAAUUAAAUUUUAGUUUCAAAUAAACCAUGAAAUAAUUUUUAGUAUGUUUCAUAAAAUAACAAUUGCUUUUUAUCUGAAGUUCAAAUUUAAAUGAAUGUCCUGUAUGUUAUCUGACAACCCUCUGGGUGGCACAAUCUGACCAUUUACUUUGAGGGUCUAAACCUAACUGUGGGCACUACUGCUGGGAAGAAGAGGAUGUCUGACAUAGUCUCCUUUUGCUCUCAUUGUUAUUGCUGGUUACACACCCUUCAUGGUUGGGCAGGGUUUCCUCAUACAGCUGGUACCCUUUGAAACAGAAUAUUGGGUUGAUAAGGUGGCCCAAACCCUGCCCCUCCUGUGUCCACUUGACCUUUGAGUUCUCCUAGAACCUUGGCAUGCCAACCUUUGGGAUACAGACUGUUUCACUGUCAUCUUUUACUCAGAGGCUAAAACCCUAUUCUGCUGAACAAACCCCAGACUCUCCUGCAGGUUCCUACUCCUACCAGUAAUCCUUACUGUGAGGGAGGGCACCUCACAGGCAGGACAGAGAAUCACUUCAUUUCCCAUUCCACUUCUUUAGAACCUAUAGCACUAACCUUCCUUCUGCUUCCUCCUUCUUCCAAUUGUAUACAUCCAAAAGACCUUUGUCAUUCAGCAAAUACUAAUUAAGUAUAUCCCUAUUAAGCAAAAGCAUCAUUGUGGUUCAGGCUCACAAAUCCAGUUGUUUAAUGGGCAUGAUUCUCAAAAACAUCUCAACUUCAUUUCAACAUUCCCCACAGAAUUCACCAUUCCAUUCUCCCAACCCUUCUUAUACUUGGUUAAUUCUAUGCUCUUUCUUCCAUUAUUACCAUGUGGUAAAUUAUGGAGGUUAAUGCAAGGAGUGCCCAGUCAUGGCUUUCUCAAGGAAGAUUUCUGAUCCCCAGGCUAGGUCAGGAUCUUUCAGGGUAAUUCUAGAAGUUUACGAUUCUACAUUACUUAUGUAUUCAUGAGAGGUAGUAGUGAUCCUAGAUGCAAUGGUUUGGAGCAGAUCUUGAAUGUGAGCCUUGGUUCUACUAUUUACUUGCUAUGCAACUUUGAACAAGUUAUAUGUAUUUGUGAUUCAGCUUCCUCAUUAUCAAUUGUAGUAUCUAAAUUAUAAGGUCGUUGAAGAAAUCAAAUGAAUUACUGUAUAUAAACCUAUUGGGAUUUUCUAAAUGGCUGAGAACUAGAUUACAUGUCACAUGAAUUUAAUUUGGAAGGGCACUUGAAGAAUUUUGACUGAGCGUAAAGAAGGUAGUUCUCCAGCGAGAAAUCAGGGUAAGAUUACAAAAAUAAAGUGAAAAUGAUGUGAAGGAGGUUAAAAAGCAAUUGUCCCCUUCAUUUUGGCAGCAGGAUAGAUGUUGGCACCAUUCACACAGAACUCAGGAAGAAAGGUU